UUGCACUGUAGAAAGCCUUUGACCUGCAGAAGUAGACUUUUUCAAAUACAGUUAUUUUUAAAAAUCUGUUUCACUAUUAGCAUUACAAAGACUUUGGCACGGUUUACAUCUUUCUCUUCAGCCGCAUACCCUCAAGAUCAAACUGAUUGAUCGAGUAUAUGGUGCCAUAACUGCUUAGUAGCAGUGUUUUAAAAAAAAAAAAGUAUAUGUAUGCAGCACAUGAGUGUAUAUAUGUGCAUGCUCACCUGCAGUUUUUGUGGGGUAGUGUCUGGGUUUCUCUCCUGAGGAAGCUAGAAUAAAGGAUUUGGAUUUUGUGUCUAUGCAACUUGCUAGAAUUCUGUGUGCCUGGAAAAAAAAAAGGAAGGAUUUUGGUAUUGCUGUCCAGUGCAGCUUCUGUUGCUUGUCAGCUGUUACAAAUCAAUCUCGUGUAGAGGUAGGAAAUGAGCGGUGCAGUGAUGCUUGCUGCUGUGCAUUGCUGUGCUGGGUCGUGUUGAUGUACUCCCUGCAAAGAGUCAGCAGAAAUGCCUGUGUUCUUAGCGACAGCUCGUUGUUUGUGUAGGGUGAGAUGUUUGUGGUUCACCUCCGCUACAGUAUGUAAGUCCACCAUGUGUUUGACUUUGAUUUUGGAUUCUCAUUUAGUCAUUGCAUUUGCACAGCAUUUUACAGGUGUCAUGAAAUAGAGGCUCUCUCCAAAAUAAAGUAAGCAGAAGAAACGUUUCAGGCAACGUGAUCUUGUCUUUAAGAUGAUCAGAGUAUCAGUUCUGCAGUGUUAACUCCAAAGUUAGAUUUGUGCAUUUGGUGUUUGCCCGAUCAGCAAGUGAAGCCCAGAGCUCAGCUCUCAGAGCUAGCACGAUGACGCGGGGUGGAUAAAGCCUCCGGUGUUCUCUCUGUAGAGCAUCAUGCCUCCAGUGGGGCAGCACCACACAGCCCGCUGCAGGCUGCUGGUCAGCCAGAUUGCCUGACCUCUGAAACUGUGGCUUUGAAGUGAAGAAACAAGGGUCCUUCAAAGAAGUGAAGCUGAAUUGUCGCACAGAAUUUAGUAAGAUUCUCAUCUGUAUCAAAACCAGCCUCACGUGCAAAUCAAAACUUCGCGUUGUUGCACUGUGCGAGCAAUGCUGUAAGCUGUGCCAGGAAUGCUCCCUUGUUGUGGCAGUGUAAGAGGUGAAGGUAGAAUCAGAGCAAAAACAGUCACCUGAGGACUUUGCUGUUGCUUUGAAUGACAGCAGGCAUCCCGUUGCUUCUAUGAAACAGCUUCUCGGAGGUGGCUUAUGCCACGAGAAUUAGUGGGUCACUAGGAAUUUUAGUUAGACCAGGGCGUAACUGGAAGCUCAGGGAGUGCUUGCUGUGUGUGUGGUGGGCAGCCUUUGUUGUGUUUGGGCUGCUGGACUUACUCUACAAUUAAACAGUAUGUAGGCAAAUGCCCUUUUCAGGCUGGUAUAUGCCUUUGGGAGGAAUGGCAAUCGAUGUGUUACUGAUAAAAGAUGGAGUGUUUGGGGGCGCUGCUUGGUUGGCUGCUUUAGAGAAGCGCUCGUCUUGUGAAGGGAGUGGGAAGUGGUUCUGUGGCUUGUGUGGAUGCAGUGGAUGCUUUGUGGGAGCCCCACGACUGGUCAGCAAUUAUGUGGGUGCCUUCAGUUGCUGGGAAUUGAGCUCAGUAACCUGGUGGUUUCCCCCGUCUGAUUGCAUAGUUUUUACUUCUUAUUGGAAUGAAUCUUAAAGCUUGGUUUAAACAUUUUUCUUUUUUUUGUGUGGUUGUGCUUACACAUGAAUUCGCUUUGCUUACGUGCGUGAUGAUCAUAGAUGACUUGUACCAUUGUGGUACAGUCAGUCUUGGUGAGUCCACCUUUAUUUCAGACUGGUUGGAAUUGACAGGCCUAAUUCCAUUUCAGAUAUGUGUUUUAAUGAGAUCAGAGGUGAAUUAGAUGCAUUAUGUUUGCACCUGAGUAUAUUGAUUGUAUGUCAAAAUACAGUCAUGUGAAAAACACCAACUUCUUUGUGAUUGGAAAGGGUGGGAAUUCCAGAUAAAGGUAGCACUGAAAUCCCAGGCUGGGAAGGAGAAUGAGAUGAGCAGUUUUACUGGAAAGCCUGACAUUCUGCCUUUUAAAGUAUAAAAAUAUCUACUUUCUUUCAGUUGCAGAUAUCCCACAAAGAAUAGCUUAAGAUAGUUUUCUUUUUCUGAAGUUCCAUGAAUUUCCAGUAUCGGCGUGCAGAAUGUGUGCGCACGUGGCCAAACAGGGAAAGCCCGCCCUGUCAGUCUGCACCUCACCGCCGGUAAUCCGUGGUUAGCCUUGACGCAGUUCUCGUGUGACUGUGAGGUCCCUGUUAACUGGUAGAAGCCUGGAGUGUUUGGGGCAGAGGGACUGUGUGUGGUACCACAGGGGAAGCAGCAUUUCCAUCUGUGCGGGUUAUUCUUAUUAGCUGUUCUAGUGCUACCUGUACACGGUGUAUUCUGGGCUAUGGGCUUGAACAUCUGGCGCAUGAUGUGUGAAAGGAACAGUUUAAAAUUAUUUUUAGAAGUCAGAAAACUGCUUUACUACUUUUCAUGGCAGAACAUUUAGGGACUAAUCAUAGGGGGUUUGACAGUUGCUCAAAGCAGCCAAGUGCUGCUUUCCCAGCGAUGAUGUAGCUCCCUGAAAACUUAGUGAAGUUCGAAGGUAGGAAAGGAAGAUCUGUGAAUUUCAACUCCUUUCAUUUGGAUCUGUGAAAUAAUCUCACGCAAACUUCACUGCAUUGUGCAUUUCCUUUUAAUGUUAUAUUUGAGGGCGUAGGCUUUUCCAUAUGGCCAUCUUUAGAAACCUGCCUUAGAGUGGGCAGGUAGAUGAACUGCCUUAUUGAACACCCUGUACUCCGGAGAAGUGGCUUCUGUGCUCGCUUCUCUGACUGCUGGGGAGCUGCUGGAGAAUAGCUAGCUAAUCCUCAGAGCUUGACAGGGAGUGUGUGAAUACCAUGCUUGCCUUUAAACAGCAGUGGGGGGAAAAAAAAGCAGCAUCGUUUGCUGUAAUUUUUUUUUUUUUUUUUAAGAACCCCAGUAGGAAGGAAAAGCUUCUGGCCAUUCCUUAUUUCAUGAAUUUGCAAAGUAUGGUUAAGAGAAGAUGAACUCAGAAUGUUCUUGACUGAAAAAAUGUAGAGGGGCAGAAUUUCAGAUUUCCUUGUUCAUCUCAAGGCUGCGAGUGUUUCCUCUGUGUAUAUAUGCAAUACUAUUUUGCUUUAGAUUCCUUACUUUCCAGACCAUGCCAAAAUGAAACAAGAAGUGAGGAUUUUGACCAGGAAUAUACAAGUUGCAUUUGUGAGAUAGUUUUUAUUAUUUUCUUCCAUAUCCCUUUUGUUUGGUUUGUAGGAGAUAUUUCCAUGCUAAUUGAGUAUGCUCUUUCAGUUUGGUAGUGUUCAAUACUUACUUCAAUUACAAAAAAAGCAUGUGUACUAUUAGAAUAAUUGUCUGAAGAAGCUGGCUUCUGGCCUAAUAGCAGCUAGUUCUGGCUUAGCCCAUUUUGGAUCCGGGUGUUGCUUUCCAGUGUUUCAUAGGUGACUGUAUGAGUACUCGGCUCUGGAACUAGUCCACUUACACCAGAUCUCUUCAGAUGAUUCUGGUGUUCUGCGCUGGUGCACAUGUUUAGUCAUUUGUGACCUUUCUGCUUGUCGUACACAGAAAAUCCUGGUCUGCUCCAAAGCCGUUCUUCUGGGCGGAAUUCUUUACACACUGCUGCCUGCUGUUUCCCGUGGAGAUCAUGAAACGACGUCGGCUUCCUAGCAGCAGUGAGAAUUCUGACGACAAUGGCAGUCUGUCCACCUGGUCCCAGCAUUCCAGAUCUCGCCGUCGGAGGACUUCAUGUUCCAGACAAGAAGAUAGAAAACCGUCUGAGGUGUUCAGAACGGACCUGAUCACUGCCAUGAAGUUACAUGACUCCUUCCAGCUGAACCCUGAUGAAUACUAUGUGCUGGCAGACCCCUGGAGGCAGGAGUGGGAAAAGGGAGUGCAGGUGCCAGUUAGCCCAGGGACCAUCCCAGAACCAGUAGCCAGGAUUGUGUCUGAGACAAAAGCUGUCACAUUUACACGUCCCCGGAAGUAUAUUUCUUCAUCAGGCUCAAAGCCUCCGGAACUGGGUUAUGUUGACAUUCGAACCUUAGCAGACAGCGUGUGCCGUUACGACCUCAGUGAUGUGGAUGUAGCAUGGCUGCAACUUGCCAAUGAAGAAUUCAAAGAAAUGGGGAUGCCUGAGCUGGAUGAGUAUACAAUGGAAAGGGUCAUAGAAGAGUUUGAACAACGAUGCUAUGAUAACAUGAAUCAUGCUAUUGAGACAGAAGAAGGACUCGGGAUUGAAUAUGAUGAAGAUGUUGUCUGUGAUGUCUGUCAGUCUCCAGACGGAGAAGAUGGCAAUGAAAUGGUGUUUUGUGACAAAUGCAAUAUUUGUGUACACCAGGCCUGUUACGGUAUCCUGAAGGUGCCAGAAGGCAGCUGGCUUUGCAGGACCUGCGCCCUUGGUGUUCAGCCCAAGUGCUUGCUGUGUCCCAAGAAGGGUGGUGCCAUGAAGCCGACCCGCAGCGGCACCAAGUGGGUUCAUGUUAGCUGUGCUCUAUGGAUUCCAGAGGUUAGCAUUGGAAGCCCAGAGAAAAUGGAGCCCAUUACAAAGGUUUCUCACAUUCCUAGCAGUAGAUGGGCACUGGUGUGCAGCCUUUGUAAUGAAAAAGUUGGUGCUUCUAUACAGUGUUCAGUGAAGAACUGUAGAACAGCCUUUCACGUCACUUGUGCGUUUGACCGUGGCUUGGAGAUGAAGACCAUACUGGCGGAAAACGAUGAGGUGAAAUUUAAGUCAUACUGUCCCAAGCACAGCUCCACCAAGAGAGCAGAUGAUGAGACCUUCAGUGAGCACCUGUGUCAAGAGAAUGGGAAUGGGAUUCAGGACAGCUCUCUUCCUGCCCACAUUGACCCUUUCCACAGCAUGGAUCAAAACCAGGAGGAAGCCCACAGAGUCAGUCUCCGCAAGCAGAAGCUCCAGCAGCUGGAGGAUGAGUUCUAUACCUUUGUCGAGUCUCUGGAAGUGGCUAAAGCACUGCGGCUGCCUGAGGAGCUGGUGGGAUUCCUUUACCAGUACUGGAAGCUGAAAAGAAAAGCAAACUUCAAUAAGCCAUUGAUUACCCCAAAGAAGGAUGAGGAGGAUAAUCUGGCCAAACGAGAGCAGGAUGUUCUAUUCAGAAGACUACAGCUCUUCACACAUCUCCGGCAAGAUCUGGAGCGGGUGCGUAAUCUCACUUACAUGGUGACUCGAAGGGAAAAAAUCAAGAGAUCUGUUUGCAAAGUCCAAGAACAGAUAUUUAACAUCUACGCAAAACAGUUGGAACAAGAAAGAGUUUCAGGUGUGCCUUCUUCAUUCUCCGCAAUGGAAAACGCAGUGUUGUUCAAUAGUCCAUCUUUGGGUCCCAAUGCCCCUAAGAUAGAGGAUUUGAAAUGGCAUUCAGCAUUCUUCAGGAAACAAAUGGGCACAUCUCUAACACACUCUUUGAAAAAAUCACACAAAAGAGACAGAGAAAGUAAUAGCUCUGGGAAUAGUAGCAAGUCCACGCUGAGGCAGCCCAGCCAAAGGGGAGAUGGUGCAGCUCCAGGAAGCUUUUUAAAUUUUGACAAGAGCUUUGCAGAAACACGGAUUGUAUCAGCACAGCAGAAAAAUGGCAUAGUUAUGCCAGACCACAGAAAAAGAAGAGACAAUCUUCCGCAAUGCGAGGUAAUCAAGACAGAACUAAAGGAAAAAACUUCUAAACACAACCACAAACCACUGAGACCUGCAGAACUCUCUCAGAGGCAAUCAGAAAAUAAAAGGGCUGUAAACCACUCCAGUGGUAGGUCAGCACCUGGCACGCGGAGGGAUAUAGUGCCUAAAUGCAAUGGGGGUCUUGUCAAAAUAAACUCCAAUCAGACAGUAGUUAAAGUGCCUACGACGCCCACAAGCCCAGUGAAAAACUGGGGCGGAUUCCGAAUUCCAAAGAAGGGGGAGAGGCAACAGCAAAGCGAGAGCCCGGAGGAGACCUGCCGCCAGAACUCUGGUUACCCCUACCUGGGCGUGGGCAGAGUUUCACCGAAGGAUAGGGCAAAAAGCAAACUGAAGCCUGACAGCGAGAAUGAUGGGUACAUCCCUGAUGCUGAAAUGAGCGACUCAGAAACCGAAGUAGCUGAAAAGAAGUGCAGACAGCAGAGGCUCAGCCCAAACAGCACUAUCAGCAGAAGGACGGACAUUAUUAGGAGGAGCAUCCUGGCAUCCUGACCGGGCAACGGGGCACCGUGGUCAGUAGUCACUGCCUACAAAUCAACUUCACUUUAUUUAUUGGUGUGAGAGGGGAGAGUUCUUAGACGUGGCUACAGACCGACAAAUAGAUAACCCAUUAUUCCUGAGCUGUAUAAACAUGUUUACAUACACUUAAAGCUGGAUUUUUUUGUCCCCCCAACCCAUUCCGUGACAAGUUUGAAUCCCCUUUAUUUGCAACUUCCCUGAGUAAGCAGAGAAUUGGCAUCACUACUAAAACAGGAUUUGUGAUGAACACUAAAGUAAGUCACAAAAUCAUCUAGGGGGCUAGGGUGGGUAGGGGGAAUUAGGCAGCAUCAUCCCUUUUCACUAAACUGCACUGUUGAAAUUCUCUUCCCUUCCCCUGCUUUCUGGAAAAGCACAAGCUCUUAAAUUAACUAGUGUAUAUUGAAUCAAAGAUGGUUAUUUGUUUAACCAUAUUGCACUGCUACACCCUGCUACGAAAGGUCACUUGCCUUGGAUGGUGGUAGGUCUUUGUCCUCUUUUUGCAGAAUGUUUGUUGUUGCAUUCGAUUUGAGCACAAGCGGCAGCUUAAAACCCUCCGUAAGCUCCAGAGUUGAUGUGGAAGUACAAGCCCGAGAUGGUAAACUGGAAAAAAAAAAGGCUGCAGCUGCCUUACACUGCAACAGCUUAAAAAUACUCAGGCUGCGUGUGGAGAAAAGUCUCCAGCGGCUUAGUUCUGAGAAAGGGGCCAGGCUCGCAGGUUACUGUGCCCCGUGGAAUAACCCAUGAGCAUUUCAUUACCUGCCUCCCAAACACCUUGACAAUUCAAGCAAAAAAAUGCUAAGGCACUAGUCAGUAGGAUUUCCCAAAGCCCACUGCAUAUGCACUAAUGGUAACGUAUUGGGAAAGCCCGGCUUAUGACACUAAAGAGUUAGCUUAAAAUGGACAUAAGUAUAUAUUUUUAAAUAAAAUGGAGAGGCAAUAAAUUGUGAUUAGUUCUUUACAGUCAAAUGAAGAAAAGUUAUUCUAUUCUGGACUAGAUUUGAUGGAAGAGGGAACUCGUAUGCAUACUUUUUUAAUAAUUACAACUGGCAAUAACAAGGAAGCUAUGAGCAAUAAUAUUAACAGUUCAUUAUGAUACUUUUUUUGUACCGAGUAGAGUGCACAUUUAACAGUGGAUUGUUAGGAGCCUGUAAAUUUUGGAAUUCUGCGUAGAUUUAAGUUAGGUAUGCACUGGUUAAAAGAAGGUUUCAGCUGCAAUGUGUUAGAGAAACACAGGCAUAAAGAAGAACAGCCCAGCCUGCUGUUAACCACGCUCACUUGCAUUUUAUUGUUAGACCCUUGCCUCUUGAGCAGGGAAGAUUUUAAAAUACAGUAGAACUCUGCUGUAGCUGAGUCUUCCAGAGGAUUCAAUCAAGAAAAGGCUUAGUAACACCCCAUCUUGCUAUGCAAGUUGUAACUUACUUAAAUAUUUCAACAGAAUGUAUCCCUGUCGUUUGUGUUUUUAAACUCAGAAGUCUCGAUCUUUUGAUACCUUUUGGGGUGAUGCUGAGAAAACAAAGUUUUGUUGAACACGGUGUUCUUUUCAAAGACCAUUGCUGGACCCAGGAAUUUGGAUUGACCUCGUGACUUGCACACGUUGAAGCCCAACAGGGCACUGGUGAAUGUGAAAUUACGUAGUUGCUUUUGGGAUGCGUUACAAUAGAAGUACUUAGUGAUCAAAAAGCAGCAGACAGACGGAAGGUAAAUGCAGGUAGCUCUUCUCGACGUACAACAACACAUUUAAGGCAGGCGAUGUUAUUUCAGUAAGAAGCUCUCGACCACGUCGGGAAUUUGUCAAGCCAUAGAUGGAAUAAUCUAAAUUCUGAUUCUAACCUGUAACCUCACGCCAGUUUGAAAGAGGUACCUUGUUAAUUUGCACUAUCACGAUUGCCAAUGUUGUGCAGAAUUAAUGCCUUACCUGUUUUGCUCCCCGAUGUUUAGGUUAAUAAGCUUUCUAAUGUUUCAAGUUACACUGAACCAAAACCAAAAAAGCGCUUCCCCCCCCCCCCCCCCCAAUUCCAGACGCAGUCGGAUGGCUGCAGAAUGGCCAGCUCGGUAGGAUAGUUGUGUCCCCGUGCGCAGCGCUCGGCAGGAGGUGUCAGAGGUACAGCAGUGACAAUACAGCACCCCCCAUCCUCUGUUGGGAUAGAACCAUUUGCUGAAUUUGUGUUUUUAGGCGUUACCUUCCCUCGUGCAGACUGACCGAGAAACUUUUGAUGAUGGUUCGCGCAGUGCGUCAGCCCGUAGGCUAGUUGGACUUCUGUCAAGUCGCCCGGAAUGCCAGUCAUUAGGUUACAAACUCACGUGGAUCUCAAUGAAGGGUUACACGUGCCGUGUAUCGAUCUGAAUUUGGGAAAUUUGAACAAACCGUCGUUACAUUUGUAAAACCGUGUACAGAAGAUUUUUCACUACGUGCCUGGCUUUGGUGUCCAUUCGGCUGAAAUUAACUGAGAAGGUGCAUGAAGAGAAGCAGGUAGAAACAAAAAGUAUAUGUAGAGAUGACUAUUUUAUAUUACAUGGCCCAAUCCUGUAUUUAUUUUCCCCCUUUUUUGAAGUAUUUAUAAAGACCUAGUCGAAGACAGCUGUAUUUUUUGUUAAAAUAUUCGGUAGAAUUGUGCCUUUUUGUCCGUACGUGAAUAAAUGCUGUACAUUUUUGCAA
Numida meleagris (helmeted guineafowl) is the source of this 8934-nucleotide messenger RNA. RefSeq names its product jade family PHD finger 1 (gene JADE1). NCBI's taxonomy places the organism in Eukaryota, Metazoa, Chordata, Aves, Galliformes, Numididae. The record is from RefSeq and is a predicted model, not a curated record. The coding region runs from base 3723 to 6251 and encodes 842 amino acids. Gene Ontology annotation, biological process: regulation of transcription by RNA polymerase II. The transcript has 11 exons. Gene Ontology annotation, cellular component: histone acetyltransferase complex.